Molecule: messenger RNA, 2736 nt
Organism: Neurospora tetraspora
Lineage: Eukaryota; Fungi; Ascomycota; Sordariomycetes; Sordariales; Sordariaceae
Product: serine/threonine-protein kinase sck1
Exons: 2
Coding region: 1-2736 (911 amino acids)
Biological process (GO): protein phosphorylation
Cellular component (GO): nucleus; cytoplasm
Molecular function (GO): protein serine/threonine kinase activity; ATP binding
Source: RefSeq, a predicted model, not a curated record
AUGGAAGAUAUUAACAAGCGCAGCAGGCCUGCCGCAACCGAGGAGGACGGAUCGGACCAGAUCGGCGUAGACUCACCACGCUCAGGGGUCGCAACCCCGCAGCCUGAUCUCCAUGACAAGCGGUUGCCGGGCAUUAUGAGCUAUUUCAACCAGGUUCGUUCUCAAAGCUCCUUUUCGCGCUUCCUGCCCUUCAAGGCGAACGAGCAAACCACAACUGCCUCCGAAGCCGUUGCGCCUCGGACCGACGAGCCUCCUCGGGCUAGCCUCACCCCUGGGCUCCCAUUGAGUCCCGUUGAACCGGAAAUACACAGUGCCUCGGCAGAUGAGGGACCGCCCCUCCUGGCUCAUGAGAUUUUGGGACCGGUGGCAGAUGUCAUGCCACCAGCAGAUGACCAGAUGCACCCAUACCCAACCCCUCCCACGUCGCAACGGUCAUCGGUGCGCAACUUCAAGGGCGACGCGGGCAGUGAGAAGUCAAGAGGUGCUACUCCCCCUCCAAGCUCACGACCAGCCAGCCUUCAUCAAAUAAGCGUGCCGGACGGUGGGAGGGGAAACGGUGUUGCGCGUAGGUCGUCACUGCUGGCUCCCUUGACGGCCACAGUUGAUGGAUCGAGCGUGCCCGCACCUCAUCUGUCGAAUCCUGCUAGUCCUGUCCCCAAUGUUCCAAACUCCACGAGUUGGUUGCGCGGUGGUUCCGGAGAAUCAGAAGACCUUUCCUAUCCGUCUGCGUCUGUUGCGCAUCUUAAGAAGCUAACAGAUGUGACUGCUACAAAGAGCGGUGCUUCUACCCCGACACGUGCGCUUUCGACCGCCCAACCGUCGCAAAGUGAGGAAAAGCAGCCUGAGGAGACGAGCAGGACGAACAGCGAAGGAAGUACCGAGAGGGAUAGCCGCACAGCAUCCCAGACACCAACACCCUCCACGUCUUCCGGAGGAGCGCCAGCAUCGAGAGGAAAGCUUACAAUCAAGGUCGGAGAGGCACGGGGUUUGAGGAGGUGCAGAGAUCCAUAUGUGGUCGUGGUCUUUCAGCGGAGCGAGCUGAUUUCGCCAGGCCCUCGCCGUGCGGUUGAGGAUGACGAUGACGCCGCAAUCGCAGCCGUCCAAACGGGUGGAAUUCCUAUUCAGCGCCAAGGCAGUGACUCCGGCCGACCGAUGGCAAUUCCCAUGCGAAGUCGGCAGAGCAGCAACACAAGCCUUACCGACUUCAACACGUUUCGGAGGCGCAACUCAUCCCAACCUCGGCGGUCUUUCACUAAUCCCACCUGGGACGCUGAGGCCGUUUUUGAUGUGGUAGACUCGGACAUGCUUGUCGACAUCUCGGUAUAUGGCCAAGGGCCAUCCGGUGAGGAGUUUCUUGGACACGUCGAUUUCGAGGCCAACAAAACCGAGCCAAUUCGAGGCUGGUUUCCCCUGCAAGGCCAUGCCGACACAAUGGCCGAGAAUGCGCCGACGGGCGAAAUUUACGUCGAAGCGCACUAUCAAAGAGCCGAACAGAAGCAUUUUGGCCCCGAGGACUUCCAGAUUCUCCGACUCAUCGGAAAAGGCACAUUCGGUCAGGUGUACCAGGUUCGGAAGAAGGAUACCGGUCGGAUCUACGCCAUGAAGGUCCUAUCCAAGAAGGUGAUUGUUCAGAAGAAAGAGGUGGCACAUACAGUGGGCGAGCGCAACAUCUUGGUCCGUACGGCCAUGUCCGACUCGCCUUUUAUUGUGGGGCUGAAGUUUUCCUUCCAAACGCCAUCGGAUCUCUAUCUUGUAACGGAUUACAUGUCAGGUGGAGAGCUAUUUUGGCACUUGCAGAAGGACGGCAAGUUCGAGGAGAAGCGCGCAAAAUUCUACAUUGCGGAGCUCAUCCUUGCGAUCCAACACCUACAUGAAAACGACAUUGUGUACCGCGAUCUCAAGCCGGAGAACAUCCUUCUGGACGCCAAUGGUCACAUCGCUCUCUGCGAUUUCGGUCUUUCCAAGGCCAACCUGACGAAGAACGACACCACAAACACUUUCUGCGGUACAACCGAGUACCUAGCACCCGAAGUACUUCUCGAUGAAGCCGGUUACACCAAGAUGGUCGACUUUUGGUCCCUGGGCGUUCUCGUUUUCGAGAUGUGCUGCGGCUGGAGUCCAUUCUACGCUGAAGAUACCCAGCAGAUGUACAAGAACAUUGCCUUUGGCAAAGUCAGAUUCCCGCGCGACACACUUUCUUUGGAAGGCCGAAAUUUCGUAAAGGGACUUCUAAACCGAAACCCCAAGCACCGCCUUGGCGCUACCGACGAUGCCGAGGAGUUGAAGAGGCAUGCCUUUUUCGCCGAUAUCGACUGGGAUGCGCUCUCCAAGAAGCUCAUCACACCGCCUUUCAAGCCGCAGCUCAAGAGUGACACUGAUGUGUCAUACUUUGACCCCGAAUUCACCAAUGCGCUCAACGCCAAUGGAUCGCUCAAUGAGCGUGCAGCUGCGUUGGCCAGAGGCUAUGCCACGUCUACUCCGCUCUCGCCUUCGGUACAGGCCAACUUCCAAGGCUUCACGUUUGUUGACGAAAGCGCGCUUGAGGAGAACAUGCACGAUCGUCAUUACAACAGAUACGAGGACGAUGAAAUGGACGACGUCGCGGAUCGCCGGAGGACAGAUGAUUGGGAUGACGUUCAUGAGGCCGACCAACGAGCUGCGAAUCGGAUGAGCGGUGUCGUUAAGUCUAACACGACUGAAGACCAGAUGUUUGGCGGAACCAACUUCGACCCUUGA